Molecule: messenger RNA, 6667 nt
Organism: Trichomycterus rosablanca
Lineage: Eukaryota; Metazoa; Chordata; Actinopteri; Siluriformes; Trichomycteridae
Gene: dock1
Product: dedicator of cytokinesis 1
Exons: 52
Coding region: 123-5780 (1885 amino acids)
Biological process (GO): cell migration; small GTPase-mediated signal transduction; myoblast fusion
Cellular component (GO): cytoplasm; plasma membrane
Molecular function (GO): guanyl-nucleotide exchange factor activity; small GTPase binding
Source: RefSeq, a predicted model, not a curated record
UGUCCACCAACACACCAAGAGUGAACGCGACGACUGAUAAAAAGUCCGGGAGUAAACCUGUGGACGCAUUGCUGGAUCCGUGGACUUAAUUCCGAGCUGUUUGGUUGAGAAUUCGAGUCAGAAUGUCGCGCUGGGUGCCCACCAAGAAGGAAAAGUACGGUGUUGCUAUUUAUAACUAUGAUGCCCACAGCAACGAGGAGCUGUCACUGCAGAUUGGAGACACUGUACAUAUACUGGAAACUUAUGAAGGGUGGUACAGGGGGCAUCGACUUAGGAGGCGCUCAAAGAAGGGUAUAUUUCCUGCCUGUUGCAUACACCUGAAAGAGGCCACAGUUGAAGGCAGUGGACCAAAGGAGACAGUAAUACCCACUGAGCUGCCUCUGGUGCAUGAGGUUACCACCACUUUGCGGGAAUGGGCGUUAAUCUGGAAGGACCUGUAUGUGGGUGACAAGCGUGAGAUGUUCAAUACUGUGCGUGACAUGAUCUACGACCUCAUUGAGUGGAGAUCUCAGAUUUUGUCAGGCACCCUUCCACAGGAUGAGCUGUCGGAACUCAAGCAGAAGGUCACAUCCAAGAUUGACUACGGGAACAAGGUUUUGGAUCUGGACCUGGUAGUGAGAGAUAAGGAUGGAAACAUUCUGGAUCCUGAUCUCACCAGUACCAUCAACCUGUUCCGAGCACAUGAAGCUGCAUCCAGACAGAUCGACGAACGCCUUCAGGAGGAGAAGUCUCAGAGACAAAAUCUGGAUCUGAGUCGACAGGCUAAGUUUGCCUCCACACCAUCAUUUGCUCUGUUCGUGACGCUGAAGAACGUCGUGUGUAAGAUCGGAGAGGAUGCAGAGGUGCUCAUGUCUCUCUACGACCCCAACGAGUCCAAAUUCAUCAGUGAAAACUACUUGGUCAAGUGGUCUAGCUCGGGUCUGGUGAAAGACAUCGAUCAGCUUCACAAUCUCCGAGCUGUGUUCACGGAUCUGGGCAGUGAGGAUCUAAAGAGAGAGAAAAUCAGUUUUGUCUGUCAGAUUGUACGAGUUGGGCGCAUGGAACUACGAGACAACAACACUAAAAAGCUGACGUCUGGCCUGAGAAGACCUUUUGGAGUGGCAGUAAUGGAUGUCACAGACAUCAUCACUGGGAAGAUAGAUGACGAAGACAAGCAGCACUUCAUCCCCUUUCAGCCGCUUGCGCUGGAUGACGCCAUCCGCCACAGGCAGCUGAACAUCUCCCGUUUUUCACCCAGGGUGGCAGGAGAGAACGACUUUCUGCAGAGUGUAAUCAACAAAGUCAUCGCUGCCAAAGAGGUCAACCAUAAAGGCCAAGGUUUGUGGGUCACACUGAAGCUGUUGCCUGGUGAUAUUCACCAGAUCCGGAAGGACUUCCCCCACCUGGUGGAUCGCUCCACGGCUGUCGCUCGCAAAAUGGGCUUUCCUGAGAUCAUCAUGCCAGGUGAUGUUCGUAAUGACAUCUAUGUGACACUGACCCAGGGAGACUUUGAUAAAGGGAAUAAGACCACAUCCAAAAACGUGGAAGUCACCAUGUCUGUGUAUGACGAGGAUGGCAAGAGGUUGGAGAAUGUGAUUUUCCCUGGCGCUGGAGAUGAGGGCAUUACAGAAUACAAAUCUGUCAUUUACUACCAGGUUAAACAGCCACGCUGGUUCGAGACCAUCAAGGUGGCAAUACCCAUUGAGGAUGUAAACAGGAGUCAUCUUCGCUUCACUUUCAAGCAUCGCUCUUCUCAAGACAACAAAGACAAGUCAGAGAAGAUCUUUGCACUGUCGUUCGUGAAGCUGAUGAGAUAUGACGGCACCACACUCAGGGAUGGAGAACAUGAUCUCAUUGUUUAUAAGGCAGAGGCAAAAAAGCUGGAAGACUCAUCUUUCUACCUGAACCUGCCAGCCACCAAGCUGGAGCUGGAGGAGAAGGGCAAUUUCACUACAGGCAAGAGUUCACAAAGCCUGGGCAACUGCACCAUCAGCAAGGACUCCUUCCAAAUCACCACACUAGUUUGUUCCACCAAGCUUACACAGAACGUGGAUCUCCUCGGUUUGCUGAAAUGGCGAUCAAACACCAGCCUGCUCCAGCAAAACCUGAAACAUCUGAUGAAGGUGGAUGGUGAGGAGGUGGUCAAGUUCUUGCAGGACACCCUGGAUGCUCUAUUCAACAUAAUGAUGGAGAACUCUGACAGUGACACUUUUGACACACUGGUGUUUGAUGCCCUGGUGUUUAUAAUUGGACUGAUAGCAGACAGAAAGUUCCAGCAUUUCAACCCCGUUCUGGAGACGUACAUUCGGAAACACUUCAGUGCCACCCUGGCGUACAUGAAACUGACAAAGGUCCUCAAGAACUACGUGGAUCAUGCAGAGAAACUGACAGAUCAGCUGCUGAAGGCCAUGAAAGCCCUGGAGUACAUCUUCAAAUUCAUUGUGCGCUCACGAGUCCUCUUCAACCAGCUGUAUGAAAAUAAAGGGGAAGCAGAUUUUAUGGAGUCAAUAAGGAAUCUCUUCACCUCGUUCAGUAUAAUGAUGAACAGCGAUGCAGAAAGCACCAGCAUGGUCAAGGGUGCAGCAUUGAAAUAUGUUCCUACCAUCGUCAAUGACGUCAAACUUGUCUUCGACCCAAAAGAGCUCAGUAAGCUGUUCAGUGAAUUCAUCCUCAAGGUGCCUCCAGGUCGUCUGGUCAAGCAAAAGCUCUACUGCAUGAUCGACAUUGUUCACAGUGAUCUCUUCACACAACACGAUUGCAGAGAGAUUUUACUGCCACUCAUGACUGAUCAGCUGAAAUUUCACUUGGAGCAGCAUGAUGAGCUGGAGGCUUCCUGCCAACUACUCAGCAACGUACUGGAGGUGCUAUACAGGAGUGACGUGGGUCCCACACAGUGGCAUGUUCAGGUCAUCAUGGAGAAGCUGUUGAGGACCAUAAACAGGACGGUGAUCUCACUGGGACGGGACUCUACUCUCAUUGGCAGUUUCGUUGCUAGCAUGACGGCCACGCUAAGACAGAUGGACGAUUAUCACUACACACACCUGAUCAACACCUUCGGAAAGAUGAGGACGGACGUGGUGGACUUUCUAAUGGAAACAUUUAUCAUGUUUAAAGACCUGAUUGGGAAGAAUGUCUACCCUGCAGACUGGGUCAUCAUGAACACAAUGCAGAACAAAGUCUUCCUGCGAGCCAUCAAUCAAUACGCUGCCGUACUCAACAAGAAGUUCCUGGACCAGACCAACUUUGAGCUGCAGUUGUGGAAUAACUACUUCCAUCUGGCAGUGGCUUUUCUCACCCAGGAAUCUUUGCAGCUUGAAAACUUCUCCAGUGAUAAAAGAGCAAAGAUCUUUCACAAGUACCAGGACAUGAGGAGACAGAUUGGCUUCGAGAUCCGGGACAUGUGGUACAAUCUGGGUCCACACAAGAUCAAAUUCAUCCCGGAGAUGGUGGGGCCAAUUCUGGAGAUGACCCUGGUCCCAGAGAUUGAGUUGCGUAAAGCUACGAUCCCAAUCUUCUUUGACAUGAUGCAGUGCGAAUUCCAUUUCACCCGCAGUUUCCAAAGGUUUGAAAACGAGAUCAUCACCAAGCUGGAUCACGAGGUGGAAGGAGGUCGGGGAGACGAGCAGUACAAAAUCCUCUUUCAGAAGAUUCUUUUGGAGCACUGUAGGAAGCAUAAGUAUCUGGCAAAGAGUGGUGAGAACUUUGUGAGUUUGGUAGUGCGUCUGCUGGAGAGGCUACUGGACUACAGGACCAUCAUGCAUGAUGAGAACAAGGAGAAUCGCAUGAGCUGCACAGUCAAUGUCCUGAAUUUCUACAAAGAAAUCGAAAGGGAAGAGAUGUACAUCAGGUACCUGUAUAAGCUCUGUGACCUGCAUAAGGAGUGUGAUAACUACACUGAAGCGGCCUACACUUUACUGCUGCAUGCCAAGCUACUGAAGUGGUCGGAAGAGGCCUUUGCAGCUCACCUGACUCGGAGGGAUGGAUAUCAGGCAACAACACAAGGUCAGCUGAAGGACCAGCUCUACCAGGAGAUCAUCAACUACUUUGACAAGGGCAAGAUGUGGGAGGAGGCCAUUAUCCUGGGAAAGGAGCUAGCAGAGCAGUAUGAGAAUGAGAUGUUUGAUUUUGAGCAGAUGAGUGCUUUACUGAGAAAGCAGGCACAGUUUUAUGAAAACAUAGUGAAGGUGAUCAGACCCAGACCAGACUAUUUUGCAGUGGGUUAUUAUGGCCUGGGUUUUCCAUCCUUCAUCAGGAACAAGAUGUUUAUCUACCGCGGCAAGGAGUACGAGCGGUGGGAGGAUUUUGAGGCCAGGCUGCUCACUCAGUUCCCCAAUGCUGUAAAGAUGAAGACCACCACGGCCCCCAGCGAAGAGCUGCGCCUUUCCUCCGGCCAAUAUAUUCAGUGUUUCACUGUAAAACCCAUACUCGAACUUCCUCCCAAGUUCCAGAAUAAGCCGGUGUCUGAGCAGAUUGUCAGCUUUUACACCAUAAAUGAGGUGACUAAGUUCCAGUACUCCAAACCUAUCCGGAAAGGAGAGAAAGAUCCUGACAAUGAAUUUGCUAAUAUGUGGAUUGAAAGAACCACAUUUGUCACAGCCUACAAGCUCCCAGGUAUCCUGCGCUGGUUCGAGGUUAUGUCCGUCUCUACGGAAGAGAUUAGUCCCUUGGAGAAUGCCAUAGAGACCAUGCAGCUGACCAAUGAGAAGAUCAACAACAUGGUUCAGCGCCACCUGAACGACUCAAACAUGCCCAUCAACCCCCUCUCAAUGCUGCUCAAUGGCAUUGUGGACCCUGCUGUUAUGGGUGGCUUUGCUAACUACGAAAAGGCAUUUUUCACAGAGAAGUACAUCCAGGAGCACCCUGAGGACCAGGACAAGAUUGACAAGCUUAAGGACCUAAUUGCCUGGCAGGUCCCAUACCUGACUGAAGGUAUGCGUAUUCAUGGUGAGAAGGUGACUGAGGCACUGAGACCGUUCCAUGAUCGUCUGGAGGGUUGUUUUAAACAGCUGAAGGAGAAGGUAGAAAAACAGUACGGGGUGAGAACACUGCCUUCCAUGGCGGAUGAACGUCGUGGUACUCGGCCUAGGUCGAUGGUGCGGUCCUUUACCAUGCCUUCCUCUCAGAGACCACUGUCUGUCGCGUCUGUCGUGUCUGUCACCUCUGUAUCAUCAGACACCUCACCCUCCAGACCAGGAUCAGAUGGCUUUGCACUGGAGCCACUCUUGCCAAAGAAGCAGCAUUUCAAGUCUCAGGACAAGCUGGACAGAGAUGAGCCUGACAAAGACAAAAAGGACAAAAAGAAAGAGAAGAGAAACAGCAAACACCAAGAGAUUUUUGACAAGGAGCUGAAAGCUGCGGACAUUCCCAUGCAGCCCAGUGAUCAGGUCAUUCUAUCUGAGACGAUCAGUCCAUUGAGGCCCCAGAGGCCCAAGAGUCAGGUGAUAAACCUGUUGGGAGAUAAGAGGCUCUCUGUGUCCCCGGGCCCCAACGCUUCCCACAGUACUUCUUUGGUUCCUCCACCCAUCACCCCACGUGUCAAGCUCUCUUUCAGCAUGCUCUCUACAUCCAAUCUAGAGCUAAAUGGAAUGGGCUAUGGUGAUACUCCACCCCCUCUACCAGUCAAAUGCAGUAUGGGUGACUAUGGAAACCUGAUGGACAACCCAGAGCUGGCCAGUCCAACUACACCUCCUCCCCCACCUCCCCAUCAACGGCCCCCUCCACUGCCAAGCAAGACCCCUCCCCCACCUCCUCCAAAGACCACACGCAAGCAGGCGUCUAUUGACUCGGGGAUCGUCCAAUGAGUCUCAUGACGAAGGCAGCAGGACCGUGUCAGAUGAAAACUUUAGCUCCUCCCUGGAGACCAGGCUUGGGUGGUUUUAAAUCAGGCUCUCUGAAAGUGUGAUAGAUUGAAGAGUUCAUUGCAGUUCACUCAUAAUGUUCAUGCUGGAAGAGCUGGCCUGCACAGGGACUCUUUCACCUGUUAUUAGUCAAAGCCUCACACUAUGUGGCAGUGCUAGGUUUACUAUCUGAUCUAUUUCACACCUCUGUAAGCCUGUAAAAUGAAAUCGUUUAUCAGAGCAUUUAGCUAAAAUGAACAAAUCAGAACUUGGACGAUGCAGUGUCAGCAUUUAGGAGUUCUGCAGUUUUUGGAAUGGGGUUUAUUUUCUACAGUCAGCUGAUGUAGUGGAUCAAUCAUGAUUUAGUGUCUUUCUUUUUUUUCUCUCUGAUUUAUUAGGACAAGUGACCAACUCGAACCACUUUCCAAAGCUGAGGGAUCAUAAAAGAUAAAUCUUAUUCCUAUUUCCCUCCUCAAUAUAUACAAAUAUAUGUACAGAAGUAUGUAUAUAUGAUUUUAUUUGUUUUCUUGACUUUUGGAAAUGAAUUUUAUUAAGAGUUUUUGUAUUAAUAAUGAAUCAACUUUACUAGCAUUUUUAUCAAAAAGGGCUUUUAGGUUUGUUAAUGACAGGGACUGUAAAGUGCUUCUGUGUACUUCUAUAGGCGUAUCAUCUAAUUAAUGGGUAUUUUCAUUAUUUCUUUUUUUUUUUUUUUUUUUUUCGAUUUUUGGAGUGUACACAACUAACUCCAGGUUUUAUUAUUGUAAAGAAUUUGUAAUGCUGUAAUCUUGGAUUUCAAUAGUAUUGACUGUUCCCAAUUCACUACUGACUUAAAUAAACUAUGUAUUUUUGAA